Messenger RNA from Salmo salar (Atlantic salmon), 4217 nucleotides. Its product is annotated as E3 ubiquitin-protein ligase TRIM39. Lineage: Eukaryota; Metazoa; Chordata; Actinopteri; Salmoniformes; Salmonidae. Gene Ontology annotation, molecular function: protein binding; zinc ion binding. The record is from RefSeq and is a predicted model, not a curated record.
GCUUGUGUCACUAUGCUGAAAUGAAAGUUAUCUUGGGAGAAGGAAAUCAUACUUGGUAACAAACUCUCUUCUACUCUUUGCAAAAAAUAGCACAGAUACACAAAGUCUACCUUUCGUCAAGUCAACAAGGAAUAAACACUCAGAAAUGGCGUCCUCCAUCAGUCUCCUGUCUGAAGAUCAGUUCCAGUGCUCCAUCUGUCGAAAUGUGUUCACUGAGCCAGUCUCCACUCCAUGUGGACACAACUUCUGCAAGGCCUGUAUCAGUGGAUACUGGGAUACCACUAGCCUGUGCCAGUGUCCAAUGUGUAAGCAUAAUUUCUACAUAAGACCAGAGCUAAAGACCAACACGACACUCAGAGAUGUUGCAGAUCAUUUUAAGAGGAAGAGAGUCAGAGAUGAAUCUCUUCACAGGGCUGGGAAAGGGGUCUGUGACGUCUACAUGGGGAACCUGGAGGACAGAAUCAUGUGUAAGAAACACAACACACUCCUUGAGCUGUUUUGUAGAACUGACCAGAUGUGUGUUUGUCAGUUCUGUACUGAGACAGACCACAAGACUCACCACAUCGUCCAUCUAGAGGAAGAGUGUGGAGAGAGGAAGGCUCAGCUUGAAAAGACAGAGGCACAAGUACAGCAGAUGAUCCAGGAACGAAUGCAAAAGGGUUGGGAGAUCAAACAUUCAGUAGAGCUCAGCAAGAGAGAUGCAGAGAGAGAGAUAACAGACAGAAUGCAGGUCUUCACUGAUCUGGUGCACUCCAUUGAGAGAAGCCAGGCUGUGCUCAUUGAGGUGGUUGAGGAGAAGCAGAAAGCAGCAGAGAAACGGGCUGAAGGGUUCAUUACAGAGUUGGAGCAGGAAAUUAAUGAGCUACUGAGGAGAAGCACUGAGCUGAAGCAGCUCUCACACACUGAGGACCACCUUCACCUCCUCCAGAGCUCCCCGUCCCUAUGUACCCCUCCAAAUGCCAAGAACUGGUCUGAGAUCAGUAUUCACACUGAGCUGAUGAAUGUGAGGAGAGUUUUGAGGAGCUCUGUGUCGGAGCUGGAGGAGAAGACUAGGAAAGCAUUUUCUGAGCUUAUGGAAAAAUGCAAUAAAGCAAUGGAGAAGUUUCCUGACAAGCUGAAGAUUCCUGACAAUCUGAAGAGUAUGCAGCAGUAUGCAGUGGAUGUGACUCUGGACCCUGAUACAGCAAAUCCCUUUCUCGGCCUGUCUGCGGAUGGGAAACAAGUGAGCAUUGGACAGACAUGGAACGUUCGCCCUGACAACCCAAAGAGGUUUGUUAGUCGAUGUAUCCUGGGAAAGGAGGGCUUCUCCUCGGGGAGAUUCUACUAUGAGGUGCAGGUGAAGGGGAGGAAUUGCUGGGAGUUAGGAGUGGCCAGAGAGUCCAUUAAUAGGUCCAUCGAGAGGUAUUUGUUAGUGAAUUUAUACGAUGAAGGGCUUCCACUGACCCCUGAGGGUGGAUUCUGGACAGUGGGACAGAAGAAAGAGCAUAUGUAUUAUACAGAUAUUAUUCAUAAGGCCAACACCUCUCCUUCUGUAACCCUCAAAUUGGAAAAGCUCCAGAAGGUGGGGGUGUUUGUGGAUUAUGAGGAGGGCCAGGUGUCCUUCUAUAAUGUGGAGACCACGGCGCAUAUCUUCUCUUUCACUGGCUGCAACUUCACUGAGAAACUCUAUCCAUUCUUUGACUGUGGGAUUCAUGAUAAUAACGAUCAAGCAUUGAUCAUCUCCCCUGUCAGUCAUACAGACUGAAUCAGGGUACACUAAAGUUACAGGGCACAAUACUAAGGCUGGGAUUCAAUAUGAAACCUCGCUAUAGUGCUCUUGACAUUUAAAGGUAAUUUCCAAUUGACUACUCGACAUCUGUAGUUUUUACCUUGAAUGCAAACUCCAUGAACGCAGUAACAUUGCCUUUAAAACCCACAUUGUCGAAUAGAGCCAUCUUAUUGAAUCCCAGCCUUAAUAUAUUUUUCUGCCUAACAGUAGCCCUGCCACUUGGUCUGCUAAAGCUGAGGGAUGGCCUGGAGAAAUGUAACCACCCUCAAAUUCAUAGAUUGACUAAGGGCUGACAGUUCAUGAGAUCACUAUUAUAGUAUUAAACUUAUUUUGAAGCUGAGCAUUGUUUGUUGACAAAUAUAUUGUUUGCAAACAGUGCAGUAUUGACAUCAGGGCUUGGUCACACUUUAUUUGGAUAGUCCCACAUAGAUGAUCUACAGCUGGUCAUACUAUCAACAAACUAUAUGUUGAUAAGCAACUGCUUGCUAAGGUUACUGUUAAGGUUAGGUUUAGAAUAAUGGUUGGGGUUAGGGUUUGGAUAAGGGUUAAGGUUAGCGUUAGGGCUAGGGUUAGAACUAGUGGCUAGUUAGUUGAAAUGUUGACAGUUAUUGAACAUCUACUGAACAUCUACAAACCAUCUACCUGGGACAAUCCAAAUAAAUUGUUACCUGCAGCUUUUAAAAGCAAUGUUCCCGCGUUCGCAGAGAUCACAUUUGGUAAACGUUGUGUAUGUCGGCUCAAUCGGAAGUUGCCUUUAAAAGCCACAUUGUCAACAACCCGUGAUCGGAUUUAACACUGGCCCACGAGGGUGAGUGUUGAAGUUGGUUGAUUUAACUGGUUCAAUUAUAGGUCCCAAUCAUGAAAUCUACCUUUCAACUUCAACUUCAAGACUAAAACAGACUAGGACAACUCAAUCGUUGAAUCAUCUUCAAAUCUGUAUCUGAACCUUCAUCACAGAGAACAUAUCCCCAUUAUAUAAUUGAAAUAUUUGAAUUUACAGAGAAGUGGAGGAUUUGUUACAUAUUUUCUGGUAUUAUCACAUAGUGGCUAAUAUUUGGAAAAAAGUACAAGAAUGGUUACUCCCUGUUUUACAUGAUUUUGUUAUCUCGCCACAAAUAGAUAUAUUGGGAGACUUAAGGGACAGAUGCAACACUAUAUACAAUGUUUUCAUUCUGCUUGGGAAGGUUUUCAUUUUUAAAACUCAAAAAACAAAUAUGCUAUUGGAUUCCUUCAAAAAUAACUGUCAAACACUUCUAAACUCAGCAAAAUAAGAAACGUCAUCUCAAUGUCAACUGCGUUAAUUUUCAGCAAACUUAAAAUAUGUUCAUACAAAUAUUUACACAACAAGAUUCAACAACUGAGACAUAAACUGAACAAGUUCCACAGACAUGUGACUAACAGAAAUUGAAUAACAUGUCCCUGAACAAGGGGGAAGGGGGGGAGGGUGUCAAAAUCAAAAGUAACAGUCAGUAUCUGGUGUGGCCACCAGCUGCAUUAAGUACUGCAGUGCAUCUCCUCCUCAUGGACUGCACCAGAUUUGCCAGUUCUUGCUGUGAGAUGUUACCCACCCUUCCACCAGGGAAACUGCAAGGUCACGGACAUUUCUGGGGGCAAUGGCCCUAGCCCUCACCCUCUGAUCCAACAGGUCCCAGACGUGCUCAAUGGGAUUGAGAUCCGGGCUCUUCGCUGGCCAUGGCACUGACAUUCCUGUCUUGCAGGAAAUCACACACAGAACGAGCAGUAUGGUUGUUGACAUUGUCAGGAUGAGCCUGCAGGAAGGGUACCACAGAGGGAAGAGGAUGUCUUCCCCGUAACGCACAGCGUUGAGAUUGCCUGCAAUGACAACAAGCUCAGUCCGAUGAUGCUGUGACACACCGCCCCAGACCAUGACGGACCCUCCACCUCCAAAUCGAUCCCGCUCCAGAGUGCAGGCCUCGGUGUUAUGCUCAUUCUUUCGAAGAUAAACGCGAAUCCGACCAUCACCCCUGGAAUCCGACCAUCACCCCUGAGACAAAACCGCAACUCGUCAGUGAAGAGCACUUUUUGUCAGUCCUGUCUGGUGCAACGACGGUGGGUUUGUGCCCAUAGGCGACGUUGUUGCCGGUGAUGUCUGGUGAGGACCUGCCUUACAACAGGCCUACAAGCCCUCAGUCCAGCCUCUCUCAGCCUAUUGCGGACAGUCUAAGCACUGAUGGAGGGAUAGUGCGUUCCUGGUGAAACUCGAGCAGUUAUUGUUGCCAUCCUGUACCUGUCCCACAGGUGUGAUGUUCGGAUGUACCGAUCCUGUGCAGGUGUUGUUACACGUGGUCUACCACUGCGAGAACGAUCAGCUGUCCGUCCUGUCUUCCUGUAGCGCUGUCUUAGGCGUCUCACAGUACAGACAUUGCAAUUUAUUGCCCUGGCCACAUCUGCAGUCCUCAUGCCUCCUUGCAGCAUGCCUAAGGCAUGU